GAUGUGCGGUGGGUGAAGGGGGCCGGGGGCCUGGACGGCGCUGCUGGCUGCUGGCGGCCCGCGGGGAGCAGCGGGACAGGCUGCGGGCGCGGAGCGACGCGCAGGAACCUCCGGCCCCGCGCCGUGAAACUCCUCGCCCGCCCGCCUGGCUUUUUUAUUUUUUUUGUGUCCGCGGCGGGCGGAGCCGCGGGCGGCGCAGGGCGUCCCGCUCCGGCCGGUAACUUCCCGCAGCCCGCGCGGUUCUGACGGCGGGGCCGCCGCCUGCGCCCGCCAUGGGGAGCGGCGCCGGGGGCCGGGGGAGCGCGGCGGCGGGAGCCGGCGCCACCUGCCCCGCGCUCCGCUGCUGAGCCGGCAGCGCCGCGGAGGAGCCGCCCGCCUGGGGAGCAGCCAGCCCGGCAGCGGGCACCGCGCCCGCCGCGGCCCCGGGCCUGCCCUCCGCGCUCCCCUCUCCCGCCUCGGCCUUCGCCUCUGCCCCCCGGGCCGGGCGCUGUGCGGAGCGGAGCGGCCCCCGCCGGGCCCCCGGCGCGCGGAAAGUUUCGGGGCGCGUCCCCGCCCCGCCACGGGGCAGCGCGGCUGCCGAGCGGGAGCCGUGCGGCUCUGCUCCCUGCAGGCAUCGGCCCCCGCCAGCGCUUCCCGGGAGUUACGGACCUGCAGGGGCAGAGCAAUAGAAUGACCUCUCCUGUGGACCCCAGGAUCAAACAGGCUUUGCGGAAGAAGCCAUCGGAGCGGAGCCCGGAGGACUUAAAUACUAUCUAUUCUUUCCUUCAUGGCCUGGACAUACUCUCCCAUUUCAGGGAACAUCAGCUAAGAAUAAUGUCAUCGAGUGCCCGCUAUGAGAGAUACAAGGGCAACCAAGUUCUCUUUUGCUCGGAAACAAUUGCAAGAUGCUGGUAUAUACUGCUUUCUGGAUCUGUGCUCAUGAAGGAUUCCAUGUUUUUACCACCUUGCAGUUUUGGCAAGCAGUCUGGAGGGAAACGAGGAUGCGAAUGUAUCAUACUGGAGCCUUCAGAAAUGAUUGUGGUGGAGAACUCCAAGGACAAUGAGGAAAACAUCUUGCAAAGAGAAGUCCCGCUUAGGCAGUCCCGUCGGCGGUUUCGGAAGAUCAACCAGCGGGGCGAGCGUCAGACCAUCACUGAUAAUGUGGACGCCAGCAGUUACCUGUCGCUUCCAGCUGAUCUUACCAAGAUGCAUCUCACAGACAGUCCUCAUCCUCAGGUGGCUCAUGUCCCCUCCAGCCAGUCGGGAUGCAGCAUUGCCAGUGAUUCUGGGAGCAGCAGCCUGUCUGAUAUUUAUCAGGCUACAGAAAGUGAGAUGGGAGAUGUUGAUUUAACAGGUCUUCCAGAAGCACCUGUGGACUCUGAAGAUGAAGAAGAGGAGGAGGAUGAAGAUAUUGACAGAACUUCAGAUCCGCUCCUAGGGCGAGAUGUUGUACGAGAGUGCCUUGAGAAAGAGCCUGCAGAUAAAACUGAUGAUGAUAUUGAGCAAUUAUUGGAAAUUAUGCAUCAACUCCCUGCCUUUGCAAACAUGACUAUGUCUGUGAGAAGAGAACUUUGCUCAGUGAUGAUAUUUGAAGUAGUAGAGCAAGCAGGAGCCAUCAUACUAGAAGACGGCCAAGAGCUGGAUUCUUGGUAUGUUAUUUUAAAUGGCACAGUGGAAAUCAGCUAUCCUGAUGGGAAGAGUGAGAGUCUGUGCAUGGGAAAUAGUUUUGGGAUUACUCCUUCUCUGGACAAACAGUACAUGAAUGGAGUGGUCAGAACCAAAGUAGAUGAUUGUCAGUUUGUGUGUAUAGCCCAGCAAGACUACUGGAGGAUUCUGAACCACGUGGAAAAAAACACUCAUAAAGUGGAGGAAGAAGGAGAAAUUGUUAUGAUAAAGGAGCACAGAGAGCUGGAUCGCAGUGGGACCAGGAAAGGACACAUAGUUAUCAAGGCAACACCCGAGCGACUCAUCAUGCACUUAAUAGAAGAACAUUCUAUUGUGGAUCCAACCUACAUCGAAGAUUUCCUCUUGACAUACAGAACAUUUCUAACAAGCCCCCUGGAAGUUGGAAAUAAACUCUUGGAAUGGUUCACAGUGGACAGCCUCAGGGAUAAGGUUACCAGAGUGGUCUUACUGUGGGUGAACAAUCACUUUAAUGAUUUUGAAGGGGAUCCUGCUAUGACCCGAUUUCUGGAAGAAUUUGAAAAGAACUUGGAAGAUACGAAAAUGAAAGGACAUCUCAGACUGCUGAACAUUGCCUGUGCUGCCAAAGCAAAAUGGAGACAAAUCACCCUGCAAAAACCUUCUAGAGAUUCGCCGCUGUUCUUCAGCCUCCUUGGAGGAAGUGACAAGGGUUUUGGUAUUUUUGUAGAGACUGUGGAAAUGGGCAGUAAAGCAGCAGAAGCUGGUCUCAAGCGUGGGGAUCAGAUAAUGGAAGUAAAUGGACAGAAUUUUGAGAACAUUACAUUUGUAAAAGCUCUGGAAAUCUUAAGGAACAACACUCACCUCUCCAUCACUGUAAAAACAAACAUUUUUGUGUUUAAGGAGCUGCUCUGCAGGAUAGGCCAAGAGAAGAAUGGAAUUCCACAUAUUCCAAAAAUUGCAGAAAAGAAAAACAACCGUUAUUCCAUCCCAGAUAUGCCUGGAGAUGUGGAACAGAUGUUUCCUCGUGAAAAAGGAAACAAGAAAAUGAAAGCAAACACUGUAUCUGGUGGGAGAAACAGAAUCAGGAAGAUUUUAGACAAGACUCGCUUCAGCAUCUUGCCUCCAAAACUGUUCAGCGAUGGCAGCGUGAGCCAGUCGCAGGACGACAGCAUCGUGGGCACUCGGCAGUGCAGACACAGCCUGGCCAUCAUGCCUAUCCCAGGAACACUCUCGUCCAGCAGCCCUGACCUGUUGCAGCCCACAACUAGCAUUCUGGAUUUCUCUAAUCCUUCAGCUGUUGGGUUUUACUAUAUUCCGGACCAAGUAAUACGAGUUUUCAAAGCAGAUCAGCAAAGCUGCUACAUUAUCAUCAGCAAAGACACCACAGCCAAGGAGGUGGUCAGCCACGCCGUCCACGAGUUCAACCUGACGGGCGCCCCGGAGACCUACUCGCUGUGCGAGGUGUCCGUCAGCCCCGAGGGCGUCAUCAAGCAGCGCCGCCUGCCCGACCAGUUCUCCAAACUGGCUGACAGGAUCCAGCUCAACGGAAGGUAUUAUCUAAAAAACAAUAUGGAGACGGAGACCUUAUGCUCGGAUGAGGAUGCUCAGGAGCUACUGAGAGAGAGCCAAAUUUCCCUCCUCCAGCUGAGCACCAUUGAGGUGGCCACUCAGCUUUCCAUGAGAGACUUUGAAUUAUUUCGCAAUAUUGAGCCUACAGAAUACAUUGAUGACCUUUACAAGCUGGACUCCAAAACAGGCAAUGCUCACCUGAAACAGUUUGAGGAUGUCAUCAAUCAAGAGACCUUCUGGGUUGCCAUGGAAAUUUUAGCAGAGCCCAACCAACUCAAAAGAAUGAAGAUUAUUAAGCAUUUCAUUAAAAUUGCUCUCCACUGUCGAGAAUGCAAGAACUUCAAUUCCAUGUUCGCGGUGAUAAGUGGGUUAAAUCUAGCACCAGUAGCACGGCUCAGAGGCACCUGGGAAAAGUUACCCAGCAAGUAUGAAAAGCACCUCCGAGAUCUUCAGGAUCUUUUUGAUCCCUCUCGGAACAUGGCAAAAUACCGCAACAUCCUCAGCAGCCAGAGCAUGCAGCCUCCAAUUAUUCCACUCUUCCCUGUUGUCAAGAAGGACAUCACGUUUCUGCAUGAAGGAAAUGAUUCCAAAGUGGAUGGCCUGGUCAAUUUUGAGAAGCUCAGAAUGAUUGCCAAAGAAAUCCGCCAAGUUAUCCGAAUGACCUCAGCAAACAUGGAUCCAGCUGUCAUGUUCAGACAAAGGAAGAAGAGGUGGAGAAGUUUGGGAUCUCUGAGCCAGGGCAGCACAAACUCGAACAUGCUAGAUGUACAGGGAGGUGCCCACAAAAAACGUGCCCGACGCAGCUCCCUUCUGAAUGCCAAGAAGCUGUAUGAGGAUGCCCAGAUGGCAAGGAAGGUGAAGCAGUACUUGUCCAACCUCAACGUAGAGACAGACGAAGAAAAGAUCCAAAUCCUGUCACUUCAGUGUGAGCCUGCAUACAGCACUCUGACAAAGAAUUUAAGUGAGAGAAGAGGAGCAAAAUCCUCAGAAAUGUCUCCAGUACCCAUGAGAUCGAUCGGCCAAACCACUAAAGCCCAUCAGCAUCAACAAAACAGGAUGAGUCAAGUUCUUCAGGUUCCCACUGUGAAUUUAUACCCCAGUAGGAAAAAAGGAAUGACAAAGGAUCACGUCACGUUCAGCACAGGCUCCCCACAGAAGUCAUUAAGUUUGUCUGAGGAAGUAAGUAGUAAGAAGCAAACAGAUGACACCAUGUCCAUGGCAUCUUCUUUGCACUCCAGCCCACCUGCUUCUCCUCAGGGCUCUCCACGCAAAGUUGAUAACAUCCAGAGGUCGGAUAACUGCGGUCAGAUGAACCUCUCUGGCUCCUCCUCAUCACUUGCCAGUGAAACCAGCAACAAGAACAGUGGGCAACGCAGCUAUGGAAUAGGCUACGCCCUCAUCCCUUCCACAAAAUCUGACAACUUCUCAGACUCCAGUCACAGUGAGAUUUCAUCCCGAUCCAGCAUCGUGAGCAACUGCUCCGUGGACUCGAUGUCAGCAGCACUGCAGGACGAGAGGAGUUUGUCCCAGUCCCUCAUUGUGGUGGAUUCUGGGGGAGCAGAGAGAAAAGAACAUCCUCAGCCACUGGCUGAUUAUGGCCAGCCAUGCCCAGGCUGGUCAAUCACCAGGCCUGCUCUCAUCAGAGGGAUGGCUUUCACAUCCUCCAUGAGCAACGAGGAGAUCUCCCACGAGCAUAUCACAGUAGAGGCAGCAGACAGUGGCCGGGGAAGCUGGACUUCAUGCUCAAGUAGUUCUCACGACAACUUCCAGAAUAUCCCAAACCAGAAGAGCUGGGAUCUCCUCAAUUCUUACCGUCACACCCAGCUGGAUGGGCCGAUAGCUGAAGUCGAUCCCACAAACUGUUACUCUGAGGAGGCUUAUUUGUAUUCCGAAGCCUUUUCCAAGCCCAACAGGCAGUCGAAGGGCAGCGUGGAGCUCGAUCAGUCUCGGCAGAGCUGGGCCUCCUCCAGCUCACUCUCAGACACCUACGAAACAAACUAUGGGACAAUAAAACGGAAGGGGCUGGAGAACUCUACAGCAGAGCAGACGGAGGUUUUGGACUCUAAACCGGGCGCUGAUACAACUUACAAAACUGUGACUUCGAGUACAGAAAAAGGCCUGAUAGUGUACUGUGUCACCUCACCUAAGAAGGACGAUAGGUAUAGGGAGCCACCGCCCACCCCUCCGGGAUAUAUGGGGAUUUCUUUAGCGGACAUAAAGGAAGGAUCGCCCCACCACCCACACCUAAAACCUCCAGACUAUAGUGUGGCAGUGCAGAGGUCAAAGAUGCUGCACAGUGACCUCUCUAGACUUUCAUCAGCUCCUCUCGGUAGUGACCCGGUGGCCUGUAUUGCAGCGAAGAUGCCUCAGUGGCAUAGUCGGCAGCCGUCCAGCCCCCAGCUAGCAGAUCUGCCUGGCGCAGAUAGUGAAGAGGAUGAAGAUGAACAAGUAUCAGCAGUUUAAGCGUUGGGCUGUCUCUGUAAACCACAACACAAAGGAUGUGGGGAGAAGGACCACACUGCCUGUUAGCGAACGCUAACAUCUUGCUGCUACUAACCUCAGAUUUUGCUUUUGCCUCUGUCACGGACCAGAUGGAGCGGGUUGGAUCUCAUCUCUCUCCCUCACUUCACUCUGCCACCACCUAGGAAAGCUAUUUCUGCCUGUGAAAGAGAGAACCAUUUUCCAGGAGCGUCCUGACUACCCGGAUACCAACCUGGGGGUCUGGAGAUGGACCAGGCUUCAUGCAUUUAGGAGGAGCAGUUGUCACCACCACUCAGACCUUGGAAGCAUUCUUCUGUAUGAUACCACAUAAUCCUUUGGUAGUUUUCCAUCGUCGUUCUUUUCUACAUGACCAUUACAAGGCUAAGAGUGUUAUUUUAUGAACUUCAAAAAAAAAAAAAGAAAUAUAUCAAAAUAUCAGCAAAAGCAAAGGACAUUGCUGAAGUAUCUGAAAAUAAUUUAUUAAUUUAAUUUUUUUAAAAUGGGAAUUUCCUUUAUUUGUGUUGGCAGUGCUCUGGUUGGCUAAUAGAAAUGCUUAGUCAAAUGUGAUAGUUAAAUAGCUACACAAACUGCUGUGCUCUCAAAACAUGCACAAAACUAGAAAUGGGACAUUGUCAGGUGCAAAAAUACAUGGACUUUAGGGUGGCUUUUGGUUAAAUAUAAAUUGAGCACAAAGCCCCACUUCCCUUCUACACAGACACAGCAAAAGCCCUUUGCCCUUGAAGUAUUUCUGGAAAUUUUUUAGCUGCCAGCCAGCUAAGGCAAUAGUCGGGACUCUCCUUCCCUGUGAAGUCAGUAUUUGGAAUGGGGAAGCUGGAGCUCACGGGGAGCCCUUGGAGGAGUCUACAGCUUUCCCCAGAGAGCUCUAAGCAGGUUUUGCCCUGCAGAGUUCAGCAUGCAAAGUCUGUUGCUGGAAACCAAAACUAAAGCCUUGUGUUGUGGGAUUUCUGAUCAUCCCACACAUUCUGGCCUUUUACCAGACUUGCACAGGAUUUAGGUGCAAGGUUAUCUUUAAAAAUAAAACAGAAUAAUUAUAAAUCACCUUCAUUUCACAGUAAAAUCUGUGAAGCUGAAUAUGAGAUGCUCUAAUGCUUGUAUAAGAGCGUAAUGCAUUUUAUGAUGGGUUAAAAAACCCUGUUGAGUUCAUCCAGAAAAUAGAAGAAAAGUUUUGGUUUAAAUCCUAAGUAAAACUGGUGUUGAUGUCAAUGACAGUGUUGACUUGCAGCCAGCCAGUAUUAACAUGUGACCCUCUAGUUUGACUAUGGUCAAAUAAAUUGCUUGUUUGAUUUUGCUUAGCCAGCCAGAGCCCGGAGGGGUAGAACUGGAAAUACCUGCAGUUUCUUUCUUUCUUCUAGCACAUGAUGCCCCCAUUCUAGUGUUAAAAUUGGACAUGAAUGUGUGAAUAUGUAUUUAAACAUUUAAUUGUAAAUCUUUGUUGUGAUGUUUACAGCCUAAGCUAGAAAGAAGAUGUUUGUCCUUUUUACAGUGCCUCAGAAAUUAUUUCUAUAUCCAUAGUUGUCACGAGCUUUAAGGGUUUGUCGUUUUGUUGUGGUUUGGUUUGGUUUCCUGUAAGCGUGCAGGGGGUGCAAGGUGAAUGCAGCAUUUUCUGAAAAACGACACAAGUACCAAAAACAAGCCAAAGCCUUUGGAUGUGCUUUCCCCAUAGCAGCUUGGGACUGAUGCUGCCGGGUGAAUGUGUGACCCGUGGCCCCCGCGCGGCGCCAGGGUCGGUGUUCCCGGCUGGCUGGGACGUGCCCAUCUGGAUUGGAAUUGGGAAGACAAACGAGCAGCCCUGCUGAGGAAGGGAUGCCUAGUUCCUAGCUAAUUGGUUGGCUGUGUGAAUUGUUUGGCACAAGGAGGAGCAAAUAGCUGAGAAAAAUCUAUUUAAGAGGGGUAUGAUAAUAAAUGCUUUUUGCUUUUUCGAGGCCUUAAUGAAUAUAAUGAACCUGCACAGGCCUUAAUGACUAAAGAUUAUUGUAAGUGUCAAAGCAAUGCAGGGCAGAGCGAUUAUUUUCAGCACAUGUAACAUUGAUAAUAUAACUGUUAAACUGGUAUUUUUGUGGGAUGUCAAUCCAAGUCCUAGCAUCCCACCAUCAACUGUAGUUGCUUGUUACCUUCUCCAUGGAGUUUUGUCAGAAAAUCAUCUGUGUUGUGCCAGGUCAAUCCAGUCAAACGGUUCCCAUCGCCUCGGGUGCUGAGCUGUACUCUGUUUCAGCCUGUUGAACAAAAGCCUAAGGGGUGAGGGGUUGUGACUAAAGUGACCUCCCUUUUUCCCCAAAAACCUGAUCGUGCUGUCUUUGAGGAUACAGUAAAGCUCCUCUGGGGAGGGAGUCGGGGUCUCCUCUGGCAGCCAGGAAGAGCAGUUGAAUAAAAUCCCCCAUCGAAACAUGGUGUUUGCACAUCAACAGCAUCCGUCUGUUCUGCAGGGCUUCCCAGGCACUGACAAGUUUUUAAAGUGAGUGGAAGUCUUGCUAAUCAUAUUUUCCUAAUAGCCAAUACAGCUGUUGUAAAUAAAUCAUGCAUAAACUAUGGACAAAUGAGCUACUACUUCUGCUUCUCCUGCCUCGCACAGUGUGGCUUCUCUGCUGGUCCUUGCUGGGAUUUUUGUUUGUUUAUUUUUAAGUCAACCGAUCACAUUGAUCGGGGCCAAUAGCCAAAUGUAGUGUGUCUGGUAUGGAUUUGAAGAGACAUUAUCCCUUUUUUCAGUAAUCCACAUGGAAAUAAGAUGGUGGUUAGUACCUGUUGUACGCUUCUCUGUUGAAGUGGUGUCCUCUGGAUCGCUGAUUCCUGACCUGGUACCUCCACUGGGUUCCUGGUGCUCAGGGUCUGAUUUUGAUGAACAGUUAAAAUCCCUCAUGUCAUGUUCUUCCACUGCCAUACCUCAGUUUGCUCACUCUCUGCUGUUGGUUUGUUCUUGACUUGCAGAUGAAAGUUGUGUUCUAGCUAUUUGUGAUUUCACCGUACAGUAUUUCUUCAUGCUUUGUAAAUCUUAAACUUCCAAGUAAUUCCCAAAAAAGCUGUGCAGCUUUUAAUGGGCCUCUCCUGUUGCAGAAAGGGGAGAGUGAGAUGACUGAGCCUCUGAGUGCUGGUUUCAUCUACCUGAUGCACAAAGCAGCGGGCAGGCAGUGUCUGCAGGCAUCUGCAGGGCAUUUUGUGCAGUUUGUCCUUGCAGGAGCAAGUGGAUGUUUGCUAACAACAGGCAAAGUGCUGCUUUCCUGCCUCAUUUGCUUUGCCUCCGCUCUCAGGAGUUUCAGAGGUGAGUGAAGCUUCAGUGGGAGAUGAUCAGAGCCCAUUGCUGAGGCUGGGAUGCACAGUGCACUGGGGCUGCCUGCACCCUGCCUGUACCUGCCAGAGUCCACUCCCCAAGGGCUGAACCUGUCUGUGAUGCCACUCACAGAAGAAACCCGUGUGGCAUCAGUGGUGGUGCAAAACCUCUUUCAUUAUCUCCCAAGUCGUUUCUUCCCAGGCAACAGUGGAAAUAUGAACCUGCCAUUUAAGUUUUAUAUAAAACAUUAGAAUUAAAUUUUUUUUAAGGAUAAACUUACUGCUGCCUUCGCAAAAACAAAAGAAGAAAGGGAUAGUCUCUCUUUAGAAAAGCUUUACACAUUAUAUUUUAGAACGCUUGUAUAGAGGGUAAUUACCUUGAAUUCCCAACCCAGCUUUUGCUUAUGUGAGCUUUUCAUUGUUUUAUCUUUAUUUUUGAUAUACCUGGAAUGCAGUUUAGCUUGGUAUUAAUUAAAUUCUACAUAUGUGAGCAUAUUGGCAAAACUGCACAGAUGUAAUGAUAUUCCAAUAGCAAUUGUACUGCACAAGUCAGUGAUUGUAAAGUAUUCUGUAACAAGCAAUGUUUGUCUCCUAUUUUUUGAUACCUCUUACACUUAUGUCUUUUAGAAAGACAGUGCCUCUGUAUGCUUUUUGUAUUUUUACUGAGUGAUUGUAAAUAUUUGUUAUAUUUUUGGUUAAGAGAAUGUUUAAAAGUACUGUUUAUUAUCCAAUCUAUUAAUAUGUUGGAAUCAAUAAACAAUCUACAUAUA
This is a messenger RNA of Apus apus (common swift), 9725 nucleotides long. RefSeq names its product Rap guanine nucleotide exchange factor 6 (gene RAPGEF6). Gene Ontology annotation, molecular function: guanyl-nucleotide exchange factor activity; protein binding. The record is from RefSeq and is a predicted model, not a curated record. The transcript is spliced from 31 exons. Gene Ontology annotation, biological process: small GTPase-mediated signal transduction; positive regulation of ERK1 and ERK2 cascade. Bases 670 to 5655 code for a protein of 1661 amino acids. NCBI's taxonomy places the organism in Eukaryota, Metazoa, Chordata, Aves, Apodiformes, Apodidae.